AUGAAUCUGAAUCCUCGGAUUUUCAUCAAUGGAACGCUCAACACCGUUGACGACAUUGUCAGCGAAGCGUUUGAUUUCUUUGCCAGUGAAACAUUCAAUACUCUCAAAAUCGUUGGAGGAUCGGAUAACAGGCCACAAGAGCUAGCAAAAGUGGGGUGGAUCACAGAAGAAACAGAGGCAUGUUUUAUAGACUCAUUUGAGGAAUGGCGUAAAUCCAAGAAUCUCAGUAACUUUAUUCUGUUAGGGCACUCUUUUGGUGGUUAUGUUUCUGCUAAAUACGCUAUUAAGCAUCCUGAGCAUGUUCAACACUUGGUUCUGGUGAGAUCUGCUGGAUUCACUGCAGAAUCGGAUCCCAAGUCAGAAUGGCUCACUAAGUUCAGAGCAACGUGGAAAGGUGCAGUCCUGAAUCAUUUAUGGGAGUCUAACUUCACUCCUCAGAAGCUGGUUAGAGGAUCAGGUUCUUGGGGUCCAAGUCUUGUAAACCGGUAUACAAGUACAAGAUUUGGUGCAAAUUCUGAGGGAACUGAGCUAACAGAUGAGAAAUCCAGAUUUCUUACCAAUUAUGUGUAUCAUACAUUAGCUGCAAAGGCUAGUGGAGAGCUGUGCUUGAAAUACAUCUUCUCCUUUGGAGCAUUUGUAUCAUACAUUGUAUGA
This is a messenger RNA of Eruca vesicaria subsp. sativa (arugula), 654 nucleotides long. The record is from the annotation of a GenBank genome assembly. NCBI's taxonomy places the organism in Eukaryota, Viridiplantae, Streptophyta, Magnoliopsida, Brassicales, Brassicaceae.